Messenger RNA from Ruditapes philippinarum (Manila clam), 1217 nucleotides. RefSeq names its product major egg antigen-like. NCBI's taxonomy places the organism in Eukaryota, Metazoa, Mollusca, Bivalvia, Venerida, Veneridae. Gene Ontology annotation, biological process: protein refolding; response to heat. The transcript is spliced from 2 exons. The record is from RefSeq and is a predicted model, not a curated record. The coding region runs from base 160 to 720 and encodes 186 amino acids. Gene Ontology annotation, molecular function: protein folding chaperone.
UCUCGUUAAAAAGAGAAUAAACUUCCCGAAACAUCGUAUAAGGUAUAUAAACAGAGAAUGUUUCAGUCUUGUUCAACAAACAAAGAAAUAGUGGAUUACCAAAAAGUGAAAUAAUAAGUAAUUAGUUGUAAAACUUCAACUGAGGAUAAAAAGAGAAAUAUGUCUUGGAUUAUUGUACCAACGCGAAGACAGAAUUUUGGAUUCUUCGACCGGCAAAGAGAUUUAUUCUCGGACUGGCUGCAUUUAUUCGACGAUUCAUGGCAGGGCUUGGGUUUGGAUGAUUCAACCAGGCGGUUUGAGAGGGAACUUGACCGGGUGCGCUCUGAACUUCAUAGAAUGGACGUACAGCCAGUGAUGAUGGACGAAACGAUCAAUCCAUUCAUUGUUGAUCCAAAUGGUCAGCACAAGUUUUCCCUCCGUUUCAACUGCUCCCAGUUCAAACCAGAGGAGAUUGAGGUGAAGACCGAGGAUAAUCUACUCAAAGUGCACGCAAAACACGUAAAGGAGGAGAAAGGUCGCAAAAUUCACCAGGAGUUCACCAGGCAGUACAUGCUUCCGGAAAAUGUCGACCCAAACAAGCUGAAGUCGCGUCUGUCAGAUGAUGGCGUUCUCCAAAUCGAGGCUGAUGUGCCUCCACCACAAAUCGAGCCACCAAAGGAAGUUAUGAUUCCAAUCGAGCAUCUAGAGUCCAAGAAAAAGCCAGAGGCACAGAAAAAGUAAAUGAGAAAUUUAGACUCUGCAAAAAUGACAGUUACUGUUUAAUGUGAAAGUACACAUUUGUGUUUUUUUCUCUUUCCUGUAUAACUACGUUAAAGACGUUUUGUGCACUGUUGUAUAUGUACCUAUUGGACUUGAUAGACUGACUUUCAAACUAAUUUUACUUACUUUUAUCAUGAGAAACUGAUUAUUGUAUCUUAUGUCAGGAUAUAAGUUAGAUUAUGUCAGAUGUUAGAUUGUAUUUUGGGACAUUCUUCUUCUGUUUAUAAAAUACAUAUUAGAAAAUAGUUUCUUCAUCUUUUUUAAAAUACCAAAGUAGAAGAUAGUAUGUGUACCUUGAUAUUGUUCAGUUAAUCUGGUUACAUGUUACUUUAGUAAGUUUUGAAUAAGUUAAAAAAGUGUAUGUGAGAUGCAUAUAUAGUUCAUACAAGCAACUUUCAUUGUCAUCAUUUUUGUAUAAGCUUUGUUCAUACAAUAAAACUUGUGAAAAUUGUAAGAAA